CAGACCAAUCCAUCUCCUUUAGUGCUCUUGGAGACAAACCAUAAGCUAAAUAUUUUUUUUAAGAAAUAUGGGUUCCAUUAGUAAUCAUGAAGUACUUGACAAGCCCCAUGCAGUUUGCAUACCAUACCCUGCCCAAGGUCACGUUAACCCAAUGUUAAAUUUAGCUAAAAUCCUCAAUCACAAAGGCUUUCACAUCACUUUUGUCAACACUAAAUACAACCAUAGGCGUCUCCUUAAGUCUCGUGGCCCUGAUUCCCUUAAGGGCUUGCCAUCUUUUCGAUUCGAGACCAUUCCUGAUGGCCUCCCACCAUGUGAUGCCGAUGCAACUCAAGAUAUUCCUUCUCUGUGCAAUUCCACUACUACUACUUGUUUAGGCCCUUUCAAAGAGUUGCUUGCAAAGCUCAACAAUACUUCUUCAUCCAACGUGCCACCUGUCUCUUGCAUUGUUUCCGAUGGUUGUAUGAGCUUCACUCUAGCUGUAGCUCAAGAUUUGGGAAUCCCUGAUGUUUUCUUUUGGACCCCAAGUGCUUGUGGUUUAUUAGGUUACAUGCAUUACCGCGACCUUGCUGAAAAAGGAUAUUUUCCACUUAAAGAUGCAAUUGACUUAACAAAUGGGUAUUUGGAGACGGCUUUGGAUUGGAUACCAGGCAUGAAAGGCAUACGUCUGAGGGAUUUACCAAGUUUUGUGAGAAGUACAAAUUCAGAUGAUUUUUUGUUCAACUACCUUAUCCAAGAAACAAAUAGAAGCAAAUUUGCUUCCGCUAUUGUAAUCAAUACAUUUGAUCCAUUAGAGAAGGAAGUUCUUGAAUCACUUCAGGCCCUUCUUCCUCUAAUCUACACGGUUGGCCCCCUGCAUUUUCUUGUAAAACACAUCGAGGACAAGAAUUUGGAGUGCUUGGGCUCCAAUCUUUGGAAAGAAGAUCCAAAGUGUCUUGAAUGGCUUGAUUCCAAGAAACCAAAUUCUGUUAUUUAUGUUAAUUUUGGAAGCAUCACUGUCAUGACAGCAGAUCAACUUAUUGAAUUUGCCUGGGGACUUGCCAAUAGUCAGAUGGAAUUUUUGUGGAUCAUAAGACCUGAUGUUGUAUCAGGGGAACAAGCAAUUCUUCCAUCCGAAUUCGUGGAAGAAACUAAAGGAAGAGGGAUGUUGACAAGUUGGUGCCCGCAAGAACAAGUCCUUAGUCACCCUGCUAUUGGAGGAUUCUUGACUCACAGCGGAUGGAAUUCGACUCUUGAAAGUAUCGGCAAUGGGGUGCCAACGAUCUGCUGGCCAUUUUUCGCGGAACAACAGACUAACUGUUGGUUCAAAUGCACCCAAUGGGGAAUCGCAAUGGAAAUUGACAAUAAUGUGAAAAGGAACGAAGUUGUAAGUCUCGUGAGAGAGUUGAUGGUUGGCCAGAAAGGCAAAGAGAUGAAGAAGAAGGCAAUGGAAUGGAAGAAAUUAGCUGAAGAAGCUACUAAAAAAUCAACGGGAUCAUCUUAUGUGAAUAUAGACAAAUUGAUCAACGAAAUUCUCCUCAAGCAUUAAGUGUUUAAUUCUUCAUAAUUUAAUUUCCUGUUUUGAGUUCUUGUCAGAUCCUUUGAUUAAAGUUGAAUAAUGACGAAUUUCUUUGUCCAAGACCUA
This is a messenger RNA of Capsicum annuum, 1621 nucleotides long. RefSeq names its product 7-deoxyloganetin glucosyltransferase. Lineage: Eukaryota; Viridiplantae; Streptophyta; Magnoliopsida; Solanales; Solanaceae. Gene Ontology annotation, molecular function: UDP-glycosyltransferase activity. The record is from RefSeq and is a predicted model, not a curated record. The coding region runs from base 68 to 1525 and encodes 485 amino acids. The transcript is spliced from 2 exons.